AUGAAGACAAAACAUAACAUCAAGAAAAGGUUGGAAACAGAAGUCAUACGGAUGUGUCAUAUGUCUGAAGUCAAAAGACCAAAUAUUUGUCAGUCUGGCAAACUCAUAAACUUCCCCUAACUCCUCGGAUCUGUCUCAUGUCUCUAGAUCCUUAUUUUUCGCUGCUUUCUCUCUUUUUUUUUCUUUUUUUUUCCAUUUUUAGAAAACAGAGUAUACAAACAGAAACGCUCACGUUUCUUUUUGUUCUCUUUGUGUGUUCCAUACGUGAUUUGUUCUCCGUUUGCUCUAAACGGAGUUACAAGGCGGAAGAACCACCGUUGUCUCUGCGGCCGGAAAGACCGAAGAUAUGGGAGCCGGUGGAAGAACGUUCGAUACUGCUCACGUGCUCUCCGCCACGUGGCAUGAAAAGCACGUGCGUCCUAUAGCCGACGACGACUCUUUCCUCCGGAGAGGCAUCGGAGAGCUUCUUUCGCGGUGGGGCGGGCUUCAGAUGGCCGUGAAGAAUCAAUGGGGAGGCCACGAUUCUCUCAAGAAAUCUCAAGAGCUUGCUCAUCAUCUUUAUCUUCUUUUCUCUCAAUCAAAUGCAGUGGUUACGGUGGAAGAGAUUGAGAAUUUGCUACACGAAAGCUUGCUUCUUUCUUUCAAUACAGAGAUUGAAGAUGGCAGCAUUGAAGAGGUAGCAGAACAAUUGAUGAUACUCCAUGAAGAACAUUUGAUUGGGAUUCAUUAAGCGGUAGAGCUUGAAGCGUAUAGAUCAUUUUAGGUUUCAUAAUCUGAUCUUCCCUUUUGUAGUUGUCAAUGUAACAUACAGAGAAUAUGAAAAUUUUUGGCGGAGAACAAGAUGUUAUUAAUCAGACAUCAUAAAAUAUAUGAAUAUAUAGAUCAUCUAUGUUCACUUACUUGAUGUAAUCAUUUGUAUUUGUGAAUUGUGAUGAACAGUUUUCGCCUAAUGUAAUUUCAUAUUAUACCCGGUAAGACCAUCCUCCCUCCAU
This is a messenger RNA of Camelina sativa (false flax), 992 nucleotides long. RefSeq lists its product as uncharacterized. The record is from RefSeq and is a predicted model, not a curated record. NCBI's taxonomy places the organism in Eukaryota, Viridiplantae, Streptophyta, Magnoliopsida, Brassicales, Brassicaceae.